AUGGAGAUGUGCCUAUCGGGAGUAAAGUUCAAUGAUGAGUUGCGUUUCAAGGUCCACGGCGAUCUGCUCUACCACGGGUGCUCCCUGAACACGCCCUUCCACUUUAUCGGCAUCGAUUUCGAGCCAUUCAGGUGCGCCGCGUUGUUGUGUGUACUCAAGUGCUUCCUGAAUGGUAGCGAGGUUUCGGCUUCGUUCGCGUGGCGUGACGACAUCACCGAUUUGCACGAUAUAGGAAGGAAUGUUAACACGCUUACCGUUGAUGGUGAAAUGAUUAUGCUUCACCAGUUGACGUGCCUGAUUCCGAGAAGUCGCAAACCCGAGCCGGUAAACGACAUUGUCUAA
This is a messenger RNA of Geodia barretti, 342 nucleotides long. The record is from the annotation of a GenBank genome assembly. Lineage: Eukaryota; Metazoa; Porifera; Demospongiae; Tetractinellida; Geodiidae.